AUGCCUGAACUAGUGGCAAAAAUCACACCGGACACGGAACGUCAUACCCGAUUUACUGAAACUCAGGCUGGUGCUCUUAUCUGUCAUGAUUACGAUCAGCAAAAAUACUAUCGGUGUUAUCAGUCGGAAGUCGAUCUGGAUAUUAUUCGACGUUUCGUAUCACGAAAUUUAUGCACCAGUUAUCCGGAUGUGACUGUACGAUAUUUUGCCAUGAACUGGCCGGAAUUGUGUAUUUUUUUUACUGGAGGGGACGGACAAGCUGCAACCACAUGUUGGAUGUUAAGAGCAGUGAAAAGAAAUUACUUAAGUGCUUGUGUAAAUUCUAUACGUUUCCGACAAUCGCAUUCGGUUCUCUUUCAGUGUUUCACUGAUACACAUAUUCCCAUUGGACUAAUCAUUGGACACCAAACGGAACCGCAUAUUGGCCGAAUUCCGAUGUUUGCCGUAGAAGACCGCGUGGAGAAAAAUUUGGUUUGUAAGUUCAACAUUUCAACCAUUUGCGUUAAACGACAAUCGUCGAAUAGACAGAAAACUAUUAGAUUUGCUGUUAGCAAAAAUGCAAGAAAUCGGAAUUCACACGGUGAGUUACCACUGUUAAUUUUUACUCGUCAAUUUUAA
Echinostoma caproni is the source of this 618-nucleotide messenger RNA. The record is from the annotation of a GenBank genome assembly. NCBI's taxonomy places the organism in Eukaryota, Metazoa, Platyhelminthes, Trematoda, Plagiorchiida, Echinostomatidae.